AAACGAAACAGACCCAAAGUCUUUAUCCCGUUCCCACCAAACAUCCUCUUCGUGAAGUUUUCUAACUAGCAUAACCCCUCGGCCAAGUAGAAAACUUAGCUCUUGUAAGACGUGAUUGUUUCCAGCAAUCUUUGACGGGACUUACACACAAUGCCUCUCUACGAGAUAUCUCACGCCACCCCUCUAAGCCAACGCCAGAGGGAUCAGCUCGCCGAAUCCAUCACCGCAAUACACAGCACCAAGUUCGCCGUCCCCAGAAUGUUCAUCAACGUGAUCUUCACAGACUCAUCAAACACUCCAACCUACGUUGGAGGGAAACAACGCAAAUCAAACCGCAUCGUAGGGCGCGUCCGACGAGGAUCCUCUCGGACGCAGGAGGACUUCAACUCGUUGUGCCACGAGAUCCGAGCCGCGUGGGCCCAGAUCGUUCACCCAGAGACGGCAGAGGAGGGGGGCAAGCUGCCGCCUCAGGAUCUGGAACUGAGGUCGGUCUUUAUUACCGGCGAGCUCAUCGCCGGAUUGAAAGCCACUUUUCCGACACCAUUAGCUGGCGAUGAGCUUGCGUGGGCUCAGGAGAAUUUUGCGGCGUUCAAGGAGAGGGCGGAGGCGGGGGAUGAGGAUUUUGCGGAUCUUGUUGCUGAGAUUCAAAGUUGGCCAGAGUUCGAGUCUUGA
Molecule: messenger RNA, 672 nt
Organism: Colletotrichum scovillei
Lineage: Eukaryota; Fungi; Ascomycota; Sordariomycetes; Glomerellales; Glomerellaceae
Exons: 2
Coding region: 151-672 (173 amino acids)
Source: RefSeq, a predicted model, not a curated record